AUGCUGUUAAAUAAACCAAACCAAACCCCCUCCCUCCCUCUCUGCUACACUCUCUCGCUCUUCCCCCCCUCUUAUUUCUCUCCUUCCCUCUUUUUUCUCUCCUUCCCUCUUUUUUCUCUCCUUUACUCUUUUGCAUCCUUUCUCUCUCUUGCCCUCUUUUGCACCCUUUCUCUCUCUCUCGCCCUCUUUUGCCCUUUCUCUCUCUCCUCUUUUGCCUCUUUCUCUCUCUCUCUUGCCCUCUUUUUUCCUUUCUCUCUCUCUUGCCCUCUUUUGCCCUUUCUCUCUCUCUUGCCCUCUUUUGCCCCCUUUUGCUCUCUCUCUUGCCCUCUUUUGCACCCUUUCUCUCUCUCUUGCCCUCUUUUGCACCUUUCUCUCUCUCUUGCCCUCUUUUUGCACCCUUCUCUCUCUCUUUGCCCUCUUUUGCACCCUUUCUCUCUCUCUUGCCCUCUUUUGCACCCUUUCUCUCUCUCUUGCCCUCUUUUGCACCCUUUCUCUCUCUCUUGCCCUCUUUUGCACCCUUUCUCUCUCUCUUGCCCUCUUUUGCACCCUUUCUCUCUCUCUUGCCCUCUCUCACGCCUUUCUUUUCUCUCUCUCUUGCCCUCUCUCACGCCUUUCUUUUCUCUCUCUCUUGCCCUCUCUCACACCUUUCUUUUCUCUCUCUCUCUUGCCCUCUCUCACGCCUUUCUUUUCUCUCUCUCUCUCUCUCUUUAUAACAUCUUUUACUGCUGCCUGCCACUGGUGGUCUAA
Molecule: messenger RNA, 747 nt
Organism: Acanthosepion pharaonis
Lineage: Eukaryota; Metazoa; Mollusca; Cephalopoda; Sepiida; Sepiidae
Source: the annotation of a GenBank genome assembly